This is a messenger RNA of Armigeres subalbatus, 1490 nucleotides long. RefSeq names its product intraflagellar transport protein 74 homolog. Gene Ontology annotation, biological process: cilium assembly; intraciliary transport involved in cilium assembly. The transcript has 4 exons. Lineage: Eukaryota; Metazoa; Arthropoda; Insecta; Diptera; Culicidae. Gene Ontology annotation, cellular component: intraciliary transport particle B; cilium; centrosome. Gene Ontology annotation, molecular function: beta-tubulin binding. The coding region runs from base 78 to 1490 and encodes 470 amino acids. The record is from RefSeq and is a predicted model, not a curated record.
UUGUGCAAGCAUACAGAUCUCAAGUUUUGCAAGAAAACAUUUUUUCUCUCCAAUUUCCGUGAUUUGUAGGACCUGAAAUGGAAGAUUUAAACAACAAUUCAUCCACGCGGUCUUCCGCGGAACGUCCGACGUCACGGCGCGGCGGCGGAAUGAGCUCCGCGGCCGGAAUUUUCAACUCGUUUAACGAUUCGUCCUCGCCGAGUCCGAUCGGAGUGCUGAGACCGGGAACGGCCAUGAAAGCACCCUCGGCCGUACGGGGAGGAACCGCCAGUCGUUUGACCGCCAGCAAUAUCCUGUCGGCAAACUCUUCCGCCUCGACCCAGAGAAUCGGAACGGCACUCGGGAAUGCGGGUAACCGGAUGGCCGAGCGUCCCAUCACCCAGCACGGGAUAAGUGGAUUAUCCACUUCGUACGGCAGAAUCGGAACUGCCACCGGUAAUCGCCAAGUCAAAGACAAGCGCUACUGGCAAGCGGUUCUGCAGAGCAAAAUCCAGGAGAUUUCCCAAGAAACGGAGAAGCUUAUGAAGGAAAAGAAAUUCCUAGACCGCGAGAAAUCCGCUCGCAAACUGUACGAAAAGCGUGUCAAAGAUUCCGCCAAGCAGUUGACCAAACUGCAGUCGACCCUAACAUCGAUGAACAUCGCCUUGGACAACUGCAGCUCUGGAAUGACGCGACAACAGUUGCAGAACGAAACGCUCGCUCUACGCGAGCGCAACGAACACAUCCAAGAGCAGUUGGAAACGGUGUUCAAACAACGGCAAAUCAAGGAUACCGAAAACCGCGAACUGGAAGCUGAAACUGAGAAGGAGAAGAACAAAAUCAACGAAAUGAUAUUCUCGCUUCCGGAUACGGACCAACAGAAAUAUCGCGAAUACCACGCACUGUCGGAGAGCCUCCGUCAGCAGAACACAAUCUACCACAACCAGAUAAGCGAGCUCGAAAAACAAAAGGAUCGACUCAACACAAUCAUCAUGAAUUCACAAACUCGCACCGAGGCUCACCGCUUGAAGUCCAAACUCAAGGAAUUGAUGGCUAAACGCAACCAAAUGGUCGACGAGGAGAACAAUCGCCUGUCUCCGGCACAAGAGCGGGAGAAGCUGAUCAACGAGGUUCGUUCGAACAAUCAAGCACUAUCAAGCAUCGGGAAGCAGUUGAAGAUUAUCGAGGAUCAGCUAAACGAAAAGAAAGAAAUGCUCCAGCAGAUUGACCAGGAUUUGGAGGAAGGAAACUCCGAACGGCAUACCAAGUACAAGGAGCUGAAGAAGCGCGAUGAAGUCAUGUCCGCUUUUAUGGACACGUUUCAGUCAAGUCUUGCGACUGAAAAGCAAAGGAAGUGCUUUCCGCGCCGCUAUUUGUGUGUUGAUUCCAACGCACUUGUCGUCUACAAAGUGUUUUCCAAUGGCGGCCUGGUCUUGGCGAUGGGCGUUUACGACAAACGAUUCGCUUUUCAUCCCAGUGGUGCCAGCCAAUUGGAAGGCCGGGUGUUUUAA